This is a messenger RNA of Trichomonas vaginalis G3, 450 nucleotides long. Its product is annotated as RNA-binding domain, RBD family-containing protein. NCBI's taxonomy places the organism in Eukaryota, Parabasalia, Trichomonadida, Trichomonadidae. Gene Ontology annotation, molecular function: RNA binding. The transcript has a single exon. The record is from RefSeq and is a predicted model, not a curated record. The coding region runs from base 1 to 450 and encodes 149 amino acids.
AUGUCGUUGGCGGGCUUAUGUCUUUACAAUGUUCCUGUCCAAAGUACUGCGGAUAAUAUCGCUGAUAUGGUCACUCAGUUUGGAACACCAACCAAAAUUUGCAUGCUUGUUGAUGAUAAUCAAGAAUUUAGAAAAACCGCAUUUGUAAUUUUCGCUGAUGAAGAUGAAGCAAGAAAAGCAUCCCAGAAUUUGAAUGGUUUGAUCAUAAAGCAUGAUAUGAUCUUUACAAAAUAUGGCGAACUACCUGCUUACGUACAAAAUGAAAUCUUUCAGGAUGAAAAUUCAGUAAUUUAUGUUCAUGACGAUUCAGAAAAGGAAAUCAAUGCAGAUGCUUACUCUCCAUUUACAGACGAUAGUGAUCGUUCCUUCAAUUGUGGGUAUAAAUCCUUUGAUUAUUACACGAAAUAUAAAAGGUGCUACAUACCCCAUCCUCGUGUUGUCUAUUGUUAA